CAGACAUUCCUCAUCAAUCAAUGACUGCAGGAUCAGGAUCAGCUUCAACCUCCGCAUCUGCCUCUCGUGUACCACAGGCUGCUGUGCGGUCGCAGAGGGUUGCACAAAGUAACAACUUUAAUGAUGUGGAAAUGAUCUCACCUUCACAACAAUCUCAGUCUGUAGCAGGAAUAAGUGCUUCACAAUCCAGUUCAGGACAACAAGCAGCAAUUAUCUAUCCACGCUCGGUUGUCUCUAGUUUGAGACCUACAGCUGGUGCCUAUACACCACAUAUGGACUCUAUCAAGAAGUGUUUACAGCUUAUUGCAGACUCGACCGUUGACUACGAAGAAUCUCAUGGUGACAAAAAUCAUAAGGGUGCAGGAUUAAAAGAUUCGCCUGCUCAAACAUCAACAAAGAAACUUGCAAGCCGCUCUAAAUUAAUGCAAGCAUCAUUAGCUGAAAGGGAUGCAUUUAGUACGGACCCCCAGAUCCAUGAUAUGGAAGCGGCAUUGCAUUCGGCGCUGGAGUUACAGCAACAGGUUGCAGCUGAGCGACAGGCACUGGAAGGGCUUACAUCGAUUCUAAGCUUGGGAGGGAAGUUACCAGCACAAGAUCUACGAAGGUCAUUUGAGCAUUUAUUGAGCAAUGAGGUGAAACACUUACAGACAAGGCGGAAACAAGCAUUGAAGACGAGUCCCAUUCCAGGAGUUGUGGAUGUAGAGCUAUGGGAGUUGAGGAAAAAAGUUUGGGAGGUACAUCAUGGACACGAUCCUUUACCUACUUCUGGAGCCCUUGCAGGGAGUGCAGCUGGAGGAGGAUAUGACGAAGAUGAUGAGGAUAUGGAGAUUGUGGUCACUGCAGAUACAAGUGUACAAAGUUUGAAAUGCCCAUUGACGACAAAUUUCUUAAAAGACCCGGUCACGAGUUCGUUGUGCAAGCAUAGUUUUUCAAAGGAUGCAAUCAUCUCACUUAUUCAGGGGCGUCGUGGGCAAUGCAUGUGUCCAGUGCAUGGUUGUAAUCGUGUAGUAACGAUGGAUUUGUUACAACCUAACAAAGCGUUAGCAAGAAAAGUUGCACGACAAAUUGCAAUCCAAGAAGAGAUUUCUCAAGCAGAAACCGGAGAGUAUACCACUGUGGAAUAAUCAAUAAGGAGCAGACAACCAGUAGAUCUAAGGGCCUGUCUUGGACACACAUCACAUUGCACAUAGCACAGAGCACACAAUUGCAACAGCCACUUUAAUACUAUUAUGAUUACAUUGAAUAUAAAGAAG
Lobosporangium transversale is the source of this 1253-nucleotide messenger RNA. Its product is annotated as zinc-finger of the MIZ type in Nse subunit-domain-containing protein. Gene Ontology annotation, molecular function: zinc ion binding; SUMO ligase activity. The transcript is spliced from 3 exons. NCBI's taxonomy places the organism in Eukaryota, Fungi, Mortierellomycota, Mortierellomycetes, Mortierellales, Mortierellaceae. Bases 21 to 1124 code for a protein of 367 amino acids. Gene Ontology annotation, biological process: double-strand break repair via homologous recombination; protein sumoylation. Gene Ontology annotation, cellular component: Smc5-Smc6 complex; nucleus. The record is from RefSeq and is a predicted model, not a curated record.